This is a messenger RNA of Durusdinium trenchii, 1350 nucleotides long. NCBI's taxonomy places the organism in Eukaryota, Dinophyceae, Suessiales, Symbiodiniaceae. The record is from the annotation of a GenBank genome assembly.
AUGGGGAGUCUUAGGCUCAUAUCUCUGAAUGCCCAGAAGCAGAAGGCGGAGGCCGCUGCGCAGAACGCUCGGGCAGCAGGCUUCACGAUGCCAUCACCAGAGGAAGGGAAGCUCAAGCAGCCAAGACAAGCCGAGAUGAGCCAGGCUCCCGGACUGCCUUUGCAAAGGCAGCAGGCAGAGGCAGAGCUCAACUUAAUGUUGACUGUUGACAUUGUGAGCUUCCAAUACCUUUUGACAAUGCACAUCAACAGGUUGAUGGAGUUGUCGCCGAAGGUAGCGCCUGUGGCGGCUGUGCAAGGCAAGCAGGCCCGACACAGUGUGCAACUCUCGGGGCAAACUGUUCUGCGGACGCUUCCUGGCACCAACCGUUGUGGUGCCAGUGCAAUUGGUGUGGCUGUGCUGGUGCGGGACUUUGCGGCCUCCCAAGGCGAUGAUUUCGAUGUGGUUGUGGUGGGUGCGGGCGUCUCCGGCCUCACGGCGGCCCACCGGACAUCGGCCCUGUCGUCACAACCACGGAACAUGGGCCCGUUUGACCCUGAAGAGACAGCGGACAUGGAGCUGGCGCCCAGGGGUUGGGCAAGGCAAAUACGGCCCGUUGACCAUCGGACCACCGAUGUGAAGCGCCUCCGCCCCGACGAGGCGGAACUUGCAGAGGCAAAGCGAGCCCUACGCGGCGUGAGACCUGGCGAUUGGAACUCCGAAGCGUUUGCACAUUACAAGAAGAAACUUACGAAGGAGGGACGAUGGCUUGCGCUGCCUGGUCUUGUGGAUAUGGUUCGUCGGACAUCGGACGAAGCAUUGAAGGCAGGAGGCUAUUGCCUUCCAAAGAACAAGACUGCGCAGGUGAGGCUGCCACAGAAGCCCAGUGUGCAGUGGGUGAGCAUGGAGAGCUGCACAGAGCCAGAUCCAUGCCAAGGAGUUGUACCUCCACCGUUGGUAGUCUCUCACAAGACGCCGCUGGAGGCUGCAGGCGUUUUGGGCAAGCACUUUGAGGGCCAUCCAUUGAUCGUCACCUUCGAGGCCACGGAGUUUGACACCGGAGCGGAAUCGGAAAUGAAGAAGGGACAAAUCUUGGAGGGCGAGGCGAGGGGGCUCGCACAACAUGAGAUGUUCAAUUGCACAAACUUGGUCUUUUCCAGCCGUGCGGCUACCUUGCUUUGCGCGAAGGCGCGCCAGUCGCCACAAGAGCGGCUAAAUGCAUGGCACGACCCCGGGGUCAUUGUGGCCGACAAUGUGGUGCUCUUUCGGGGGCCAGCUGAAGAUGGCUACCCUUUUCUAUCACAGGAGGAGCAGUUGAAUCUUCGGGUUCUUGUCGCAGGGCGGGCAUUGAAGCGUUUGGGCCCAAGAUGA